This is a messenger RNA of Penicillium maclennaniae, 2034 nucleotides long. RefSeq names its product putative AMP-binding enzyme. Gene Ontology annotation, cellular component: membrane; endoplasmic reticulum. The transcript is spliced from 6 exons. Lineage: Eukaryota; Fungi; Ascomycota; Eurotiomycetes; Eurotiales; Aspergillaceae. The record is from RefSeq and is a predicted model, not a curated record. Gene Ontology annotation, molecular function: long-chain fatty acid-CoA ligase activity. The coding region runs from base 1 to 2034 and encodes 677 amino acids. Gene Ontology annotation, biological process: long-chain fatty acid metabolic process.
AUGUUCUUCUCACAACCCGCCCACCUCGCCAAGGCGGAAGAGCUCAAGCAGGAGCCGCCCAAGGGUACUCCCUACUCGGUCGCAAUUCCUGGCACCGAGCAGCCUGGUCGCAGCCGCGUCUAUCGGGCAUGGAAUGCGCAAAAGGAGUUGUUGAAGACCCUGGAUCCUCAGGUCGUCACUGCCCAUGAUAUGUUCGAGUCGACUGCCAACCGCCAACCCAAGAACCACUGCCUCGGCUGGCGGGCAUACAACUCCGCUACCAAGUCCUUUGACCCAUACCAGUGGUUCACAUACGAACAGGUUCAGAAAAAGCGGGCGGAUUUCGGUGCCGGUCUAGUGGAGCUGCACCAGAAGCACAACUGCCACCGUCCCGGCCAGUACGGUAUUGGUCUUUGGUGUCAGAACCGCCCCGAAUGGCAAAUAACUGAUCUGGCGUGCAUGUCUCAGGGCUUGUUCUCUGUCUCAAUCUACGAUGUCUUGGCCGCGGACGCCACUGAAUACAUCAUCAACCACGCAGAGCUGAACUGUGUGGUGACCUCUCUCCCUCAUAUUCCUACUUUGUUGAAGCUCAAGGCAUCUCUGCCCAAUUUGAAGAUUAUUGUCAGCUUGGACCCGCUCGAUGCUGGAGAACAGGAUGGGCACUCCAAGCGCGCCCUGCUCGAGUCCAUGGCUGCUGGACAGGACGUCGCUAUCUAUAGCAUGGACCAGGAUAUUGUCACUAUCAACUAUACCUCCGGUACAACCGGCCCUCCCAAGGGUGUCGUUCUAACGCAUCGGUCUGCUGUAGCUGCAACUUCUGCCGGUCUCAUGACUGUCGCCCAGGCCCGUGGUGACACAAUGUGCUCUUAUCUCCCGUUGGCUCACAUCUAUGCUCGUCUCGCCGAGCACACUGCUUUCUGGGGUGGAGCCCGAAUCGGUUACUUCCACGGCAACAUCGUGGAGCUUGUCGAUGACCUGAAGCUCCUGAGGCCGACUGGCUUCAUGUCCGUCCCUCGCCUCUAUAGCCGCUUCGGUACUGCCGUGCGCGCUGCCACCGUUGAGGCGCCCGGCUUCAAGGGCGCUUUGUCCCGGCAUAUCAUUGCUGCGAAGACUGCCAACCUCAAGAAUCCAGACCCCUCCAAGGCUACCGUCCGCCAUGCCCUGUAUGACCGCAUCUGGGCUAAGAAGGUUGCUGCCGCUCUUGGCUUGGAUCGUGCCAAGUCCAUGGUUUCGGGCUCUGCUCCUCUAGACCCUACCCUGCACAACUUCCUCCGUAUUGCCACUGGUACCGAUGUCAUCCAGGGCUACGGUCUGACAGAGUCCUACGCUUGCGGUACCGCCCAGUCGGCCGAGGAUCUUUCUUCAGGCAACUGUGGUCGUCUUGCCCCCUGUACCGAAGCUUGCCUGGUCUCCCUACCCGACAUGGAGUACUCGGUUGACGACAAGCCCUACCCUCGUGGUGAGCUUCUCCUUCGCGGUAACAAUAUGUUUAAUGAGUACUUCAAGAACCCGGAGGAGACCUCCAAGGCCAUGACUGAGGAUGGCUGGUUCCGCACCGGUGAUGUCUGCCAGAUCGAUGAGAUGGGCCGCUUUAUCAUCAUCGAUCGCCGCAAGAACGUCCUCAAGCUCGCUCAGGGCGAGUACAUUUCCCUGAACGCCUGGAGGGUCUACGUUCACGGUGACAGCAUGCAGACUUUCCUGGUCGGCAUAUUCGGCGUUGCCCCAGACAUGUUCGCUCCCUUCGCCAGCAAGGUCCUUGGCCGUGAAAUCGCACAGACUGACGUCGACGCUAUCAAGGCCGCCUUGACCGACGAGAAGAUUCGCAAGGCCGUGCUUCGUGAUCUCGAGCGCGUGGCCAAGAAGCACAAGUUCCAGGGCUAUGAACGUGUGAAGAAUGUUUCUCUGAAACUGGAGCCUUUCACCGUCGAUAACAAUCUUUUGACCCCUACUCUUAAACUGAAGCGUCCUCCCACCGUCAAGGCCUACCGUGCGGUCCUGGACCAGCUGUAUGCCCAGGCUUUGGAUGAACAGUCGGCUCCUCGCGCCAAGCUGUAG